Molecule: messenger RNA, 360 nt
Organism: Penicilliopsis zonata CBS 506.65
Lineage: Eukaryota; Fungi; Ascomycota; Eurotiomycetes; Eurotiales; Aspergillaceae
Exons: 1
Coding region: 77-235 (52 amino acids)
Source: RefSeq, a predicted model, not a curated record
CAGAGGGGAGUCUGAGUGGUUUCUCUGGAGAAGAGACGUAAUUGGGGAGAGGGAGGUCGAGAGGAAAGGAUUGUGGAUGGAUGAAGGAGAGCUUUGUCGUCGGGGUUGGGAGGUUUCUCAGGACGGCACUAAGCCUAGUUUGCCGAGCCUCACCAACCUCCGAAGCCGCCCUAGUGCGUCCGCCAUCCAGUGUCCAUGGGCCCCCCCCCAUCACCCACACCCCAUCGCACGUUGAUCGAGCAGUGUCCCUUGAUCAAGACAAAAAGCGCUUUAAUUUUUGAACAUACGAAAUUGGUGCGUCCAUUGCUUCAAUUUGGCUCCCAUCGAGGGUGGUGUUUUGCUUCCACACCGCGGGGGCAU